Messenger RNA from Drosophila ficusphila, 3191 nucleotides. Its product is annotated as proton-coupled folate transporter. The record is from RefSeq and is a predicted model, not a curated record. Gene Ontology annotation, cellular component: membrane. Gene Ontology annotation, biological process: transmembrane transport. The transcript has 9 exons. NCBI's taxonomy places the organism in Eukaryota, Metazoa, Arthropoda, Insecta, Diptera, Drosophilidae. Gene Ontology annotation, molecular function: transmembrane transporter activity. Bases 339 to 1910 code for a protein of 523 amino acids.
AGUUUCAAACUGACUCACGUUUGGGGAUCACAACAAAUGAUACAGUACCCAUCCGAUAUCGGAAAAGUUAAGUGAUCGUUUAUUCAUCACCGUCGACAUAUGAACAAUAAUUAGAUAUUAAAUUGUUAAAAGAUAUAAAUGUCUUUAUCCGCAUUUUAAUCGUUUAUUUUUUCUUAACCGAUACAUAAAGAAAAGCCUUCAAAGGAGAGUAUACUUUAUGUAUAUCGCAGUAAAUCCCCAGGAAAGAGAGCAGCUACGACACAUAAAUGUAUUCCGUCUCUUUAUCUAAAUUCUUCUGGGCAACUGAAUCAAUUUUAAGUCUCAGUUGAAUUGAAGAGAUGAACGAGGAACCUCACGCCCAUGAAAACCUGGUGGCCAAAGCCCAGAGACCCAGGAAAACGGAUCCUGAAGUUGGUAGCACUUGCAGCGCGGAGAGUUUAGGGGGAAGCAACAGUUCCACAGAGCCAGCCAUUGCAGGAGGAACGCAACAUCCUGAAGAUCCUCAAAAUUCAAGCCCUCAAUCGCUGGGCAUUUAUCUUCUUGAACCCUUUAUUCUUAUCCUGCUCUUUGCCUAUAAUUUCUCGUCAACCGUUUUGAAGAAUGAAGUCAUCUAUCAAAGCUGCACAGCGGGUUUUGGUUAUCCGGAUAACGUUUGCCGGCUACUGGGCACCAAGAACGCCACAAAUGAAUCCAAGAGAAUUGAGGAGCAAGUGCAACCUUAUGCUGCCCAGGUCACAUUGGCAAUGAGAAUAGUGGAGUGUUUUAUUCCGGCUUUCUGUGGACUUUUCGCUGGAGCCUGGGCUGAUCGCUAUGGCCGCAAGCCCCUGCUCAUGUGCUCCUUUUUAGGCUACGGGCUGCAGUACCUGAUUUCAGCCGUUAUUGCUUAUUCUGCUAUGCAAACUCAGGGUUUGGUUAGCCCCUGGUGGUAUGUGUUCUCCAUCGUACCUCUUUCCUGCUUUGGAAGUAGUGUCACCUAUUCCGUGGCCGCAGUUUGCUUCAUUGGCGAUGUUUCAGAGGGCAAAGUUCGAUCAUACAGGAUGAUUGCCUAUGAACUAUCAAUUUAUGUGGGCCUACUUCUCGGUAGUUUUGGUUCCGGUUUCGCCUACGAAGCCACCGAUUCUUACAUUAUAUUCUGCAUUUCUGCAGUCUCCAUUCUCGUGGCACUUUUUCUGAUGACUAUCCUUCUUCCGGAGAGUUUACCUUUUAGGAAUCAAACAGUCGCAUCCGCAUCGACUGACACAAACGUGCUCUCUUUGCUGAAGAACUUGUGGAGCACCUGUAGAAAACCUCGCGAGCACAAAAAUCGUUUUAUAUUGGGAACAAUUAUGAUGGUGCUGCUGCUAACCGCAUUUGUCUCCGAGGGAAGCAAUUCUGUGUUCUACAAUUUCAUGAGGAUCAAGUUUCAUUGGACCGUAAAGGACUUUACCGAAUACGAGGCAGUCAGCAUCAUGGUGCCCGCAGUAGCUGGCUCCUGUGGAGUGUUUUUUAUUUGGUCUGUAAGAAAGUGUACCAAAUCGGCGGUUUUAUGUCUGGCCUUGGUGUCCCUACUAAGUCACUUUUCCAGCAGCCUGAUGAAGGCCUUCGCCUUGGUGAGUUGGCAGAUCUAUGUGGCCAUUGGAUUGGGAGUGUUCAAGUCCCUUGUGAAUCCCAUGUGCCGCACAAUGAUCACCAAUCUGCUGCCUGCUGAUGAACGGGGUAAAAUCUUUUGCCUACUUGGCGUUUCACAAGCACUUUCCCCUCUAUUAUCGACCACUCUGUAUUUUGCGAUCUAUACUCGAACACUGGAAACUGAACCGGGGAUUUUCAAUUUGUUCAGUGCCUGUCUAUAUGGGCUAGGUAUCAUUCUUCUGAGCAUUGUCUGGCUCAAGAAAUCGAGAAAUCAGGUGUACUAUGAGCCGGUCUUUAAGUGAUCGCCCGGGACAUCCAAAGUCCAAAAAUACUGGAAGAAAGCGCCAGUCAUGCCAAACUUUGACAAAAUCAAUCAUACAGAUGGACUGGCGCCGGGAACUCCCCCGACCACUAUUUAACGCAAAAUCCACUCAACCAUACAUUAUUUCGACCUUAUUUACAUACCCGAUUGUCGCGCAGUUAGCCAAAUGCAUAUGUGUGAAUUUUGAAGGUCCAUCGAUCUCACUCAUUUCCCCUGGGAAAAAUUGUUUAGUUACAGAACUCCUAAUAUUUUCUCAUUAACUAAAAUAUGGGUUAUUAUUGCUGCAAAGCAGUGGCGUGUGCGCAGUCACUUGACAGAUCUUACAGAAUACAUAUUUAUCUAUAGAAAUAUAAGAAAUGUGAACACGUUUGUAUGCCCAGUGAUUGGUGCUAACUCCGGAUUUGAGCAAACGCUAAUUCCACUUGCUAAUUUUUAAUUAGUCGCCAGGUUUUUUACACAUUUGAUCAAGAUCGGUCUUAUAAGCUUCAUGAGCAAAAAACGGAAUGAAACUUAAUUUACGCACGAAUUUAAUGCCUCAACAGAGCAGAACGAAAUCUCUGGAAUUCUACAUGGAUAGUAUCGGACCACAGCGCUUGAAUUGUCAGUAGGGCAAUUAAAACUAUUAAAAACUAACUAUCGAAAAUGAAAUUAAUUGAAACUAUGUCAUUUUCGUGAGUUCUCUAACUUUAUUUAUAUAAUAAAUAUCGGAAAUGAAAAAAUGUCAAUGAUAAUUAACAACUGUGUUUAAUAAAUAUUAUAAUAUUUAAAAUUGUUAUUCCAUUUAAUUUAAUAUUAUUUCCAUAAUAUAAUUUUAUAAUUUAUUGGGUAUAAAAUAGUUGUCGUAUAAUUUCAACCAAAUUAUCAUGUAAGAUGUAUGUUAAUAUAUUUCGUUUAUCCGGGAUUUUCGGGUUUCGGUCUCAUGGGAUUACUAAACACUUUUCGUCCCCAACUUCCAUGGCGUUGGCUCGUGCUACUCAUUUGCACGAUCCAAAAAUACGCAAAUCACUAUAAAUUGCCGGCGAAAAGAAAACAAACGAACAAUUCAGACUUCGGACUGCGUUUCUCACGAUUUGGCCCAUGAAUAGAGUAGCCCGAGUUGGUAGUGAGGCCUAAAUCUAAUUCAAUCUGGCAAAGCCAGUGCACUGGAACUUAGCCAAACUCAAAUUAAAUAGAAUCCAAUCCGGUUAACCGGGCCUGCAACACUUUUUCCAAUGGGAAAUGGAAAGCAAUUUUCACGUGAAUGUAGCGAAGCUAUCCGCUG